CUCAGUUCAAAGGGGCCAAAUCUCCUUGUCUUAUCUGUCCCUUCAAACUUCUGAUCUUCUCUGUUAACCGCUUUAAGCCAACGCCAUCAUGUCAUUCUCCCAAGUCUCCAUCAAGAAGCAGCACACUGUUAGCAGCAGUGGUGGUGGUGGUGGUGGAAUGGGGGGUUUUAGUGCGUGUUCACUUGGAGGAAUGGCAAGAGGAUCUCGAGCUGGAGGCAGCUUUGGGUCACGCAGUCUUUAUAGCCUUGGUGGAAAAUUAAGAACUUCCAUAAGUGCAGCCAGUGCUCGAAGUGUGGCAGGUGGAGGAUAUGGUGGUGGCUUUGGAGGAGGACACGGUGGUGGCUUUGGAGGAGGACAAGGUGGUGGCUUUGGAGGAGGACAAGCUGGUGGAAUGUUUGGUGGUGCAGGGGGCAUGGGUGGCAUGGGAGGUAUGGGUGGUAUGGGAGGCAUGGGUGGUAUGGGAGGCAUGGGAGGCCCAGGAUUUGAUGGAGGGGAUAUGGGAUUCCCUGUUUGCCCACCUGGUGGAAUCCAGAAUGUUACCAUCAAUACGCAACUUCUGCGACCACUUGAUCUGACUAUAGAUCCAGCAAUCCAGAAAGUAAAAGCAGAGGAAAGAGAACAAAUUAAAACUCUCAACAACAAGUUUGCUACUUUCAUUGACAAGGUCAGAUUUCUGGAACAGCAAAACAAGGUCCUGGAAACAAAAUGGAAACUAUUACAGGAACAGGGCACUAAGGGCAGCACCAAAAGGGCAAACCUAGAACCCCUGUUUGAGAAAUACAUUUCUGACCUGAAGAGAUAUUUAGAUAACUUAAUAAACGAAAAGAGCCGUUUGCAGCAUGAACUGAAGAAUCUGCAAGAUGUUUUAGAGGAAUACAGGAAAAAAUAUGAAGAUGAAAUUAACAAGCGUACAAAAGCAGAAAAUGAAUUUGUGGUCCUUAAAAGGGAUGUCGAUGCUGCCUACACGGCCAAAACAGAAAUUGAGGCCAAGGUGGACACACUGACAAGUUAUAUCAACUUCUUAAGAGCUCUUUAUGCUGCGGAACUGUCACAGGUACACGAUCAAGUCACCGACACCUCAGUUGUUCUGACUAUGGAUAACAACCGUGACUUGAACUUGGAUAGUAUUAUUCAAGAAGUGAGAUGUCAGUAUGAGCAAAUUGCACAAAGAAGCAGAUUGGAAGCUGAAGCUUUAUAUGAUCAGAAGUACAAGCAGCUACAGCAAACAGUUGAAGGACAUGGUGACAGCAUAAAGAAUUCCAAGACUGAAAUAUCAGAUCUGAACCGUAAGAUUCAGAGGCUGAAGGCUGAAAUUGAAAAUGUCAAGAAGCAGAUUGCAGCUCUGAAUCAAUCCAUUGCUGGAGCUGAAGAACGUGGGAACCUUGCUCUCAAGGAUGCUGAAAAGAAACUUAAGGAUCUUGAAGCUGCUGAAAAGAAACUUAAAGAGGACAUGGCUCGUCAACUUAAAGAAUACCAAGAACUUCUGUCCGCUAAGCUUGCUCUGGACAUGGAAAUUAGCACUUACAGAUACAUGCUGGAAGGAGAAGAGGGCAGAAUGUCUGGACAGAUUUCCAACAAUGUCAGCAUAUCUGUAAUUAGCGGAGGCACAGGUGUAUACAGUGCUCUUGGCGGUGCAGCAGGUGGAAUGGGAAUUGGAGGCGGCAUGGGAGGAGGAAUGGGAAUUGGAGGCGGCAUGGGAUCGGGCCAUGGUGGUGGAUUUGGCCAUGAAGCAUGCUUUGGAGCUGGAGGAAUCGGAUAUGAAGGUGGUUCAAUGCACGGAGGAUUCAGCUCAUACAGCCAUGGCCAUGGUGGUGGAUUUGGCCAUGAAACAUGCUUUGGAGCUGAAGGAAUGGGAUAUGAAGGUGGAUCCAUGCACGGUGGAAGCGGCUCAUACAGCCAUUCUGGAGGAAAAACCUCAACAACAUCCACAACCAAAAGAAGCUACUAAUUUAGUACAUCGGUAGCCAAAUGUUAAAGCCACAGAUCACUUAACCUUUGCCUAACUAAUGGAUGCUUGAAUAGCAUACAAUGAUUGUCAUCCUACACCUAUAUCUGUUUAAUUCCCAUUGUAGUAAUCUGAAAAGAUUGGCCUCCAAAACACAGUACUUUCUUGUAAUACAGUCAUAUCAUAUCUUUGCAUUUUCUGUCAUUGUCACUCCUGAAAAGAAGAUAAUGAGUCCUGUCAAAUAUAGAUGGAAAGAAGUGAAUUUUUUAAAAGAUAUGAAGAAUUAUCUUAGCUAUCUGAAAUCUCAGGAAUUGAUAAGGAGGUAACUGUGUUCACAUGUCUCCUAGCAACAAGUUAAGAAGAGAUGAGAUGGGUCAUGAUUGCAUAUAGUUCUUAUAAUUCCUGCUACACUUUUAUCUACUGUAAGAGGAAAGUGGAUCCUGGGUGUUUGUACACAGUGUCCUCUUUUCAUUGCUGCUUUUUCCUGAACAUUUACAAACUUCUUUACUUUUCUUUGUUUCUUCAAUAAAUUGCAUUUGGAUUUCAAA
This is a messenger RNA of Xenopus laevis (African clawed frog), 2493 nucleotides long. RefSeq names its product keratin 78, gene 6 S homeolog (gene krt78.6.S). NCBI's taxonomy places the organism in Eukaryota, Metazoa, Chordata, Amphibia, Anura, Pipidae. The record is from RefSeq and is a predicted model, not a curated record. Gene Ontology annotation, cellular component: intermediate filament; keratin filament. The coding region runs from base 89 to 1948 and encodes 619 amino acids. Gene Ontology annotation, biological process: keratinization; intermediate filament organization. The transcript has 9 exons. Gene Ontology annotation, molecular function: structural molecule activity; structural constituent of skin epidermis.